This is a messenger RNA of Saccharomyces kudriavzevii IFO 1802, 1962 nucleotides long. RefSeq names its product Sph1p (gene SPH1). Gene Ontology annotation, molecular function: MAP kinase scaffold activity. The transcript has a single exon. The coding region runs from base 1 to 1962 and encodes 653 amino acids. NCBI's taxonomy places the organism in Eukaryota, Fungi, Ascomycota, Saccharomycetes, Saccharomycetales, Saccharomycetaceae. Gene Ontology annotation, cellular component: cell cortex of growing cell tip; actomyosin contractile ring. The record is from RefSeq and is a predicted model, not a curated record.
AUGACUAGUUCAGAAUUAACUAAUGACCAAGUCAUAGAUCUUAUAUCGGAUUAUAAGAAUUUUAAAAUAAUCGUGGAAGCCGUGUCUGAAGGCGAUAGAAGAAGAAGUCCUACUGGCCGCGAUAAUAACAGCGAUCUCUCGAAAAUAUCGAAUGUACAAUUUUGGCAACUGGCGACAGAUGUAAACAAUGAGUUGAUGAAGAGAUUGACCAACUCGAAGAUCCACGAAUCACAUAAUGAAAAUAAUCUGAAAAGAGGCGAAGCACAAUCUAAACUAUCUUGUUUGAACGAUUCAAGGUUCCAUAAUUUAAUCUUUGACUUAUUCAUGGAAAUUGAAAAGAGAAAUUUACAUAAUUUGGACACGGUGACUCAUGCCAAUACUCUGGAUAAGGGUGCUCUCAAUUUUUAUUUAACUGAUUCAUUGUUUGAAUCUAUCAACAUUAGCGAUGACUUCGUGACUGCAGAUGGUAUCAUACCGAUAGAAGCCUUCCAAGAGUUACGAUCUCAAUUUGUGCUUUAUUUUCAAAAUACGCUACAUCGAAAUCAUGCUGCGAAUGCCAUCGGACGUCUACCAAUUCUUCUAGAAAUCAUAUUCAGGAUAGCGGAUCUGAUAGGCGAACUCUUACCUCUUUUGUCGUCGCCUUCACAAUAUGAUUCUCUAGAAAAGGAAAUCAUUUACUUGAAGAGCGCUUUAUCUCAUUCGAUUACUUCAACAAGAUAUUACCUUAUUUACGGUGAUCUGAUACCACGAGUCGUGAUCCAAUCGUCAAUUUCAGAGGUAAUUUUUGCGUUUUGUAAUAUCGCUCAGAUUGCUAAGAUUAAAUCCACUGAACCAUCCGAAGAUACAUUGCUGGAUGAGAUGGAACCAGAUGAUACAGAAAUAGCGAUAAAGCCACUGAAAAUUAUAGAAAAAGUAAAAAAUAAGCAAAACGAUAAAAAUAAAGUACUUUUGGGGAACAGUGCCACUUCCCCUGAUAGUUUGUCAUCUUUCGACAAAGCCAACAGGGUAGUAUUGAGCACUUCAAAGGAGUCACCGGCAGUUGAGGUAUCGCCCUCAAUUUGUAACAUUGAAACCCUUGAUGCACUUGUCAAAAAAAGUGAACUGUUACAAAGUAAUGCAUCGAGAGAUUUGUCGUUUUUCAAUGAAAAGACAGAUACAAAUUCUCCAACAGCCAAAAAUAAGCCAUCUUCGCGAGAUCCUUCAGCUCUGAAAGCUACAUCAAUCUUGGAUAGUUCAGUUUCUCAAAACAAGGUGUCGACGCCGACUAGUAAUUUUCGGAAGGAUUACCAUUUAUCACCGCUGCAUUUAAAAAAAGCUGCACAUGAUUUUGAUACGUCUUCCUCUGAAAAGUUCAAGUCGUAUACAAAUACGUCAGAUUCUUCAAGUGUACCUGAAUCGCCGACUGCAGUCAAAGUGAGAACGUUCAAAGAAAAAGUGAAGCAAUUCGGCUCUAAUUAUGGCCUUGGCUUAAGAAUUUCUACUUCGGGGGAAGACGUCAAGAAUUCAGAAACUAAGCCAAAUACGAACAUGAUUAGCAUGAAUGACUUUCUUGAAUUUGUCGAAAGUAGAACAACAGUUGUCGUUCCUAUGGUGCAGGACAUUUUAAGUGGUAUUCAGGAUCCAAAAUCCAAGACCUUCAAAACCGCAAGAUCGAUUCCAAGACUUCGCCAAGAUUCCAUUAAGAUUACGCCCAUACUUAAGUCGAUGAUCGGCGUCACUUCCAAGGUAUUGGCCCAAGAGAAUUCUAAGCCGUAUUUGAGCGAGCAAGGUAAAUGGAUUGUUGAAAAUCUCACGGAUUGUUUGCGAAGGCUAUCGGCAUUGUGUGCUUAUGGACGCAACUUUGUAAAUUUCAGCGAUAAGCAGUUUUAUCGAAAACUAGCGAGUAUUCUGUUUGAUGUGAUUAAAUGUACCGAAGAACUGGUCAAAUGCGUGAAAUUUGUGAAUGAACAAACUGCUCCAUAG